AAAACGCGAUGAAUUGGGAGGAGAGAUCCCUUCUGGAGGUUGGCCAAUUGGGCCCAAGCGACGAUCCACGCGAUCGCGACGCCAUCGCCCAUCCACACCAUCACAAGUUUGAAGAUUUCUCGCUCGCGAUUGCGCCUGUUGGUGGAGGCGGUAGUAGUAGUCGUCACUGGUACAGAGGAGUAGUAAUUAGAAGGAAAGGAGGAAGAAUUGCGAUGGAAGGAAGGCGCUAGCUGACCUGAGAGGAAUGAUGGUGAGCGAGUAGAAGAGUGAGUGCCUUGGAAAUCCAAGCUAGCUUCUCCUUCUCCUUCUCUUCUCCUUGUUCUUGGGGAAUUCGCUGGAAUUCGAGCUUCGAUCCCGCAUUCCAGAUCGCCCACCAAAGGAUCCAGCAUUCAAAACUCGCCAGGGACGCGGAAUUCGCGCCGUGUUUCCUCGAGCACUCUUUCGGCUGCUCUGCAAAGCUGUGGCUUUCCUUUUGACGCCCAAAAAUCUGGAACAGGACGAAAAGAAUGAGGAGCUUUUCAAAAGCUGGAUGAUCUGAAAAGGAGGAAAAGAGAGCAGGAAAAUCGAAAGAAGAGAGGAAUUUGUCUCGCUCACCAUGCCAAGUCUGAUCUCAAUCGCCGCUCCACAGGUGGAUGAAUUCAUCACCUCCCCGAAGAAGCUCAAAGCCGCGGCAAUUCGGCACAGCAGGAACUCCCGGUUGUGGAGAAGGAUUCAAAGCACCACGCUGUGGCUCUUCCUCAUCGUCAGCUUCACGCUCUUGACCAUGAUCAAGUCGGUCGUCAUCUGGCAUCCGGGAAACCUCCUCAAAAAUCCAUGUCAAACGGUAAGAACCAUCUAUGGAAUUCACCGGCGAUUGAUCACGGAGAACCUCAACCUCGAUCUCGCGAGCCACCGGCGGCCUCAGCAGCAAUUGCCGCUGAUGAUCCUCCCUCUCAAGCCGCACGAAUUGCCCAAGAACUUGAGCGAUUCGGAGAGGGAGUUUUGGAAGCAGCCCAACGAUCUCGGGUACCGACCGUGCCUGGAGAUCAGCAAGGAAUAUGCUCAGGCAUCUAGCGCGAUCAUCCGGCAGAGGAGGAAGUAUCUCAUGGUGGUCGUGAACGGAGGAUUGAAUCAACAGAGGAACCAGAUCGUCGACGCCGUGCUCAUCGCCAGGAUUCUCGAGGCCGCGCUUGUGAUUCCAGUGCUGCAAGUCAACCAGAUUUGGGGCGAUGAGAGCGAAUUCUCGGAGAUAUUCGAUGUGGAGCACUUCAAGAGGAUCUUGAGAGACGACAUCAGGAUCGUCUCGUCGCUCCCAUCUACGCACGUCGUGGCGAGGCCAGCGGUGGAGAGCAAUAUGCCGCUACACGCAAGCCCUGACUGGAUUAAAUCGCACUACACCCGAAAGCUCCGCCGCGACGGCGUGCUGCUGCUACGCGGAAUGGACUCGCGCCUUUCCCAUGAUCUCCCGUCCGACCUCCAGAAGCUCAAAUGCAAGGCGGCAUUCCAUGCGCUGAGAUUCGCGCCGUCGCUGCAAGCUCUCGGGGAGAAGCUCGCGAGGAGGAUGUGGGAAGAAGGGCCUUUCGUGGCGCUCCAUUUGAGGCUGGAGAAGGAUGUGUGGGUGAGAACUGGAUGCCUGCCGGGAUUGAGCGCUGAAUUGGACGAAGAAAUCCGGAUCGCCAGGAUCAAAAGCCCCCAAUUGCUCACCUCGCGAUCCAACAUGACUUUCGAGGAGCGACGUAAGCAGGGACUCUGUCCCCUCACUGCGCAUGAGAUCGCAAGGACAUUGAGAGCACUGGGGGCGAAUUCAAGGACUCGGGUAUUCUGGGCUGGAGGAGAGGCAUUUGGAGGAUCUAAAUCGCUGGAGCCACUGAGGGCAGAGUUCCCGCUUCUCUACGACAAAUUCUCCAUUGCUGAGCCAUGGGAGAUGGAGCCAUUCAGGGAAAAAGCUUCGAGCUUGGCCGCGAUUGAUUAUAUCAUCACCCUCAACAGUGAUGUCUUCAUCCCCUCCCAUGGUGGAAACAUGGGCCACGCUCUCCGGGGUCAUCGAGCAUACGUUGGUCAUCGCAAGUACAUCACGCCACAAAAGAGAGAUUUGAUCCAGCUGUUUCUCAAUUCAAGCUCCAUGCGCGAGGAAGAGAUAAAUGAUGAGAUCAAGAGGCUCCACUCUGAGGCCAAUGGAAGACCCCAGCUUAGAAUGGAGAAACCAACUAGGGAUGUGCUCGGUUACCCUGUACCUGAGUGUAUGUGCCGCUCAUCAAGAACUUGGCAUGCUGUUGUUUAGAAGUUUUUCUAAGAAUUUCUUCCAAAAAAGUCAUUUUUGUGAA
Selaginella moellendorffii is the source of this 2303-nucleotide messenger RNA. Its product is annotated as O-fucosyltransferase 20. The transcript is spliced from 6 exons. The coding region runs from base 596 to 2260 and encodes 554 amino acids. Gene Ontology annotation, cellular component: cytoplasm. The record is from RefSeq and is a predicted model, not a curated record. Lineage: Eukaryota; Viridiplantae; Streptophyta; Lycopodiopsida; Selaginellales; Selaginellaceae.